Aspergillus affinis is the source of this 1011-nucleotide messenger RNA. Its product is annotated as mitochondrial DNA replication protein. Bases 1 to 1011 code for a protein of 336 amino acids. Lineage: Eukaryota; Fungi; Ascomycota; Eurotiomycetes; Eurotiales; Aspergillaceae. Gene Ontology annotation, molecular function: tricarboxylate secondary active transmembrane transporter activity. The record is from RefSeq and is a predicted model, not a curated record. Gene Ontology annotation, biological process: mitochondrial citrate transmembrane transport; alpha-ketoglutarate transport. Gene Ontology annotation, cellular component: mitochondrion. The transcript is spliced from 4 exons.
AUGGCGCUUCAUGCUUCACCAACCGCGCAACCUCACGACGCGCAGGCUUCCGACGCGCAAGAACGACGCCCAAUUCCAUUUCGAUAUCUAGCCGUGGGCGCGUUUAUGAAUAUAUUCCAAGUCACCUCCCUCGGUCAACCCAUGGAGGUUCUCAAAACACAUGUAAACGACCGUAGCAUAUUUAAUUUCAAGAUCGGAUGUUUAACAAACCUGGGCUCGUGGGGGAGUGUCUGCAUACUAUCAAGGACUAAUUCCGUGGGUAUGUUGUUUACCUGGCCUCCCAAAUAUAUACUCCCGAAUCUCGGCAGAACACCGACUAAACGCAUCCAGGCCUGGCUUGAAGCCUCCACCAAAGGCGCCAUCCUCGUUCUCACAUCUAGCGAGAUCGAAUACCAUGCGCGAACAAAAUUCAGCGCCUCGCCUACGAUGUGCGGUGUGUUGGGUGGUAUCGGCGGUGGCAUCGCCCAAUCCUACUUGACGAUGGGGAUGACGACAUGUAUGAAAACCGUCGAGGUGACGCGGUCUAAGCUCAGUGUGCAAGGCGCGAAAGUGCCCGGCGCGAUGGAAACGUUCUUUAGUACUCUUCGUGAAAAGGGACUCCGUGGUGUUAAUAAGGGGGUGAAUGCGGUGGCCCUGAGACAGGUGACCGGGUGGUCGUCACGUAUUGGGAUCUCGCGGUUCGCGGAGGAGAGUAUCCGCUCCGCUACAGAGAAGAGGGAAGGCGAGAAAUUGUUGUUUGGGGAGAAGAUACUGGCGUCGACGAUUGGGGGUGCGUUGAGUUGUUGGAAUCAGCCUUUUGAGGUUCUUCGCGUGGAGAUGCAAUCGGUGAAGCAGGACUCUUCACGUCCGAUCUCUCCGACGAUGGUCUCGACGUUCCAACACAUUCUUCGGACGUCCGGUGUACGAGGCCUCUUUCGAGGCGUCGUGCCUCGAAUCGGCGUCGCAGCGUGGGCUACGAUCUGUAUGGUGGGAUUCGGCGAUACCUUGAAAGAGAUGAUUCAGAAGCGAUAG